GGGCCGCCAUCCACUUGAAGAGGAUGGACCAACCAAACAGGGGGAUAUGGAUAGGACCCGCCCACUGGAUUGUCUCCCCACGGCAGGAUCUCUUAGCCACUGUGUGAGCCACAUUAUUCAAAGCCCGACGAACAAAGCGAAAAAAGAUUUUUGAGAAACCAUGGCAGAGGUUCACGACAUCUUGCACCACGGUGUUUCAUUAAAUGCUUCAUUGAGAUUGGUGAUAUUGACAAAUGGAUUGAGAUGGUUUAUAUACUCGUUGAGAUGUCAUGCACUAAGAAAGCAAACCAAGACACAACAAUGGAUGCUAUAGAAGCUGAAAAUUCGGAGCUAAGGUCCAAAGUUUCCCAUAUUGAGUAUGCUCUGAAUAACUUGACAAACACAUCUAACCAGGUGACAACAAGUUCUAGUCCUCUUGACAUGGCAGCUCAACAUCAAGUAUGGUCAUUGUCAUCGAUACAAGAUGCCUCUCUUACUCAGGUGGGAGAUAUAGUUGUUCUAAAAAGUAUCAUUAGGCUAAUAGAAACAGUUGCAAUCGGAGUACUUAAAAGCACAGACGCAUCUGAAGAAGUAGAAGGGGAAGAACUAGGACUCGACUAUUGGGAGGUGCAUGUUCAAGUGCCAGUCAAACCUAAUGAGAGCUUGAUCCGAUCAUAUGGACUUGUUAAAACAGUUGGACAAGUUAUUAGAGUUCAUGUUGCUUGGUUUGCUCCAUUUGUGAUUUUGCAAGUUAUGGAUGCUAGACGAGAAUAUUUAUACAAGUGAGGUUGAGAAUUUGGGAAAUGAUUUUAUUUUGAUAAUUUAUCUCUUCGGAAGAUGGAUAUCACUAUGGUUUUUUAGAACUUAUGAUUAGAAUAAUUUUCUUUUAAAUUUUUUUUGCUUUAACUUUGUUAGUGGUAGAAUAUUUUAUAAUUUUGGUAAGGGAUUUUUAUUGCAAUAUAAAUAAAUUUAUA
Messenger RNA from Camellia sinensis, 953 nucleotides. NCBI's taxonomy places the organism in Eukaryota, Viridiplantae, Streptophyta, Magnoliopsida, Ericales, Theaceae. The record is from RefSeq and is a predicted model, not a curated record.